GCACAGACGUUCUUCAGCCUUCGAUAGUAGCAGCGGCUCUAGCUCUCAAGGACGCUCGCGAAUAAAACGAAGUUGGCCAGGCCGGUCCGCGACAUUAUACCACCCUUAGCACAGAGCAAAGAAAAUGCGCGUCCUGAUCGUUCUGAGUUUGUUGUGCGCGGUCCAGCCCCAGCAUGUCCAGUCCCAGUCGAAAUUCUGGGACUAUUCUCAGCGGUUCCUGUCGAACUUUUUCCGACACGGAAAGAACGUCGCAGCGACCGGUACGACCACCGAGUCGGUCACGUACAUAUCCACAACUGCUCCCAGUACUACCCCGGUUCGACAGACACCGGAACCGUCCACUAAACCCACCACGACAACCCUUCAACCCAAAGAAACCUCGACGGUAUUUGUCAGUAACAAGACUUUAGCUUCUCAAACCACCCUCACUACAAUUGUGACGACAACUAUUUCGUCAACGUCUGUUUCCGAUUUGGAAUUAGGGAAAAAUAAUUUCUCCACUUUGACCAGCACAAUAGCGGGUCUCAGUACGAUCGAAAGCAGUACUGGAAGCACGAUUAUUGACUCGACCACCCCUGAUUUCAUUGCAACCACUGGCGAACCAAGAGAAAAUCCAAACUCGCAUGAGUUCUACUUGUCAACAAGAAAAGAAAAACCUCUGAUUAAACUUGCAGCAAACAUUAGCCAGAAUCUAUUGCCAUUGCCCGCUGGUGCUAGUGCAGCUCUAGUUAAACCGACCAAAUAUCAUUACUACCCGCACAACCAGCACAUCUAUCUGCUACCUGAAUGUGCCAUACAGCAGGUAUGCAACGCCGUGUACGUGAGACUUAACUGGACCCAGCCACUAUGCGCCUGUCCAUCAAGAUACAGAGACCCCUGUUCCGCAUCUCUCAAUUCCGACGAUCUACAUACAACAGAAUUAUCUAUUAACAAAAGAUCAAAGAAGGCUGUCACACUGGUGAAAACUUGCGAACCGACCAGCGAAAUGCGUAUCUGCAGAGCCCCGAGGGACUGGUCACUUCUGGCUUUACAAAACAUAAGAACCGGCAAGUCGCACUAUCUCGUUAUCUGCAGAUGCCCUGACAACAGCGCCUUGGAAGGCCCCAUGUCUCACGAUCAGCCCACUUAUGCUAGCGUGCCCGGUAUAAGAGUUUAUGGAAUGAUGUGCGUGGAUAACAAACGUAGAGGAAGGCCUCUACGGGAUUCCAGAAGCUUAGAAAUACCUCCUUUCCCAUGGAAAAAGGCUCAAGAACUUGCAGAAAUAGCAGAAUGGGAUUAGAAACGUCGUAGAUUAACGCGUGUGAUUCGGAGACAAAAAUAAUGGUUAUCUAAACCAAAAUAAUCCAGUUAAAGUAUUUAAGGCGUAUUUUAUAAAAUAAUAUUAUAAUAAUAGCUGAUAGUUUCAUUAAUUCUUAAGACAGUGCAAUUUACCGUGCAUAAAGUGACUGAAUAAAUGCAUUUUUCUUAUAAAUAUUCAGUCAAGCUAAAUAAAAUAAUAUAUGCCACCUUAAGUUGUACUGCCCCUGUCGUAGUACCUAAGUUCAAUUAUCAUUCAUUUAUUACUUUGGCCAUAUUUAAAACCACCUACCUCUUACUACAACAAUAAAACUACUGCACAUUGUUAUAGUAGAAGGAAUAUUUUAUUUUUAAUCUCCCCCUCGUAUUAUAUUUAUUGGUUCAUAUUUUAGUCUGAGAUCUGUGUAUAAAUUUUAAUUUAAUAUCACAAUCAGAAAAAUAUAUAAAACCAAUAUUUGGUUUAAAAAUUCCAAUUUUUUUUAGAUAUGGCUAAACUAUCGGGAUACCCAUAAUUUUUAAAACAAAAUCGGAUAUAGGGUAUUUAUUUGUUCUCUACUUGCCUAAGUAAUAUAGGAUUUUAUUUUUGUAUAUAUUUUCAUGAGCGAAGAAUAA
This is a messenger RNA of Sitophilus oryzae (rice weevil), 1908 nucleotides long. RefSeq lists its product as uncharacterized. The record is from RefSeq and is a predicted model, not a curated record. The coding region runs from base 125 to 1279 and encodes 384 amino acids. NCBI's taxonomy places the organism in Eukaryota, Metazoa, Arthropoda, Insecta, Coleoptera, Curculionidae. The transcript has 5 exons.